UUUAUUCAUUUUUUUUUUAUGUGCAAUAAUUUUUAGGUGGUGUUUUGUUGGAAGGUGCUUGAGCACCAUCUAGUGGCUAUGCGAGCUUCAGUGGGAAUGGAUUGGACGUCUUCCACUGUCAAUGGGAAUGAACCAUGAAGACGAAAUUUCUGUUACACUUUAAAAGCCUUAUUGCACGCUUUACUUGUACUUAUAUGAACCAAAAUUUAGCUUGUUUCUAAAAACAUAACCACUUGAUUGCAUUGUUUGUUGUUGUAUUAUUGUUAUUAUUAUUAGUUAUAAUUAAUAAAUAAGUAGAAUUAUCAAGAUUGUUUUUGUUCAUGUUUGCUUCUUUUACUGUAAAACUUUGUAAUGGACUAACUAUAUUUGCAUUAAUACAAACUAAAUUGAUUUUUACGAUUUUGGAAUUUACGAGGCUUAUUGAACGCACCUCGUUCGAUUAGCUCGAUCAGCGAUUAUUCGUCCUAGCAGUGGACUUGUCUCCUCGAUUGACGACUCUAAAAUCGUCUCAUGGCGACUCAAAUCGCCGGCGACGACGACGAAUGUUCUUUUUGCCAGAUUGUCCAAAGCCAAACUGACACCGAAAUCCUCAUUAGUGAUGAUGAAUUGUUGUGCUUCCGGGAUGUGAAGCCGGGUGCUGGCCAUCAUUAUCUCGUCAUAACCAGGACCCACAUUAGCAAUUGUAAAGCGCUGCGUGCAGAACACAUUCCUACAGUGGAGCGCAUGGCUGAGAUGGGAAGGAACGUUUUAGAGAAAAAUAAAGUGCGAGAUCUCAACGACGUGAGGUUGGGCUUCCACGUUCCUCCAUUUUCAUCUGUGCCGCACCUCCACCUUCACGCUUUGGCGCCUGCUAGUAAGAUGAACGACAGCGCGCGGCGGAGAUACGGGCCGCAGUCGCACUGGUUCAUCACCGUGGAGGAAGCGCUGUCUCAGCUCAGAACACGUGGCAGAAUCAAAUAAAAGUUUGAACUGGUUCCAGGGGCGCUGGAAGUCACUCACAGCAGGGGGUGCUGAGGAUCUUUUUUAGGUUUUUCCCAUCCAAAAACAGCUGUUUCAGUCCAAAUUUGUCAUGAUCGUGCAUUUUUCCAUACAAGGUGCGCAUAAUGGAAGUACACACACAUGCUGGAUAGUUUAUGUACUACUACUAGGCUACUACAAAGACAGCGUUGUUUUGCUUACAGUGCCUGUGUAUUAUAAGGCAAUUCCCUGCAGCUAGACUGCACAAUGACACAAAAACACAUUUGAAAACUAAAAGGUCCAACAAGCCUCGGUUUAACGGUCCACUUUCACAAAUAGCACCUUAUUCAACGUGACCCAGUAGAAGCAAGGGGUCAGGUAUGGACCAUGUUAUUUAAGAAAAACAAAACAUUUCGAGCAUAUGUAUUUUAGUGCUUCAACAAUUAACUCGAGUAAUCGAUUAGAAAAAAAGAUUAGAAUAAAAUUUUGCUGCUUCGAGUAUUCGUUUAAUUAAAGUCGCUGUAAUGGUUUAUUUUGAGAGUGUUUGCAUUUAGUUUUAUUGAUUUGGUGGGGAUACACUGCUGUCGGGUCUGCCCAUUUCACAUGGAUGAAUCCAGCUGCUCCCUGUUAAGACCAACAUAAGCUAAGUCUUUGUUUGAGCUUGUAUUUUUAGCCGUUUUUUGUGGGAAUACGUGUCUGAACCAUUUGUUAAGAGCAUAGUAAAAAAAAAAUUUUUUUAAGCAUUUUACAGCAUUUAAGCUAGCAGACUUUUGCUAUGCAAGUUAGCCAAUUGUUCUUUUGUUGUACAUAGAUCCUCAUUUAUUGAUUUUUUUUUUCUACUGUUUGAGGCUGAGCUCAGGUAUUUUAAUUUUUUAUGUUCCUCAUUCGAUUACUUGAUUAUUCGAACUAGUUCACCGAUUAAUCGACUACUAAAAUAGUUGAUAGCUGCAGCCCUAAUUUAUUUAAUCCCAAAAGUUAAAUACAUUAGUGUUUAUCCCACUAAAAACAUUUUUUUUUUCUUCCAAACUCCAGUGCUACUGACUGGUUCACUCCCAUUGACUGUAAUAGACGUCCAAUCUAAAAAAAUAAAUUCAUUCACUGCCAUUUUUUUUUAAAUUUUUUAAUUGGAAAGUUUGAUGAGCUUUAAGUUUAAUAAGCUUUUGUAAUGACAGACUGCGAAAUUAUUUUAGGAGAGUUAAUUUAAUCACAGUAGUUUGAUUUAAAUAUAUUUAUUGCAUAGUUUCUAUCAGAAUUUUUUUGUAUUUAUUGAAUCACGCAUCAUUGUUUUGGUAUUUUCUUUGAAUUUCCUGGUCAUUUUAGAGGUGUUUAUAAUUGUCUUCAUAUGUACAUAUUUAUUGUUAAACAAAACAUAUAAUUUCGUUUUUUUGGAUUAUGCAUUUGAAAAUGUUUACUGUUGUUUAUUUCUGUUUAUUUGAGUGCUUAUUGCUAAUAAUGUUAUGUUAGCAUCUAUUAUUAAGAAAUAUAUUCACCUUUUCUUAUUAAAUAUUAACUCAUUGGCUACCAUUGACAGCGAUAGACGUCCAAUCAUUUGAACUGGGACUAGUUCAUUGUCUCGCAAUUACACCUAUUAGCCGCUUGGUGUCAGUCAAGUGAUUUGUAAUGUAUUCUCUCUCAUCUGAUCAGCUAAAUCCUUUUUCUCUUCAAUGCAUAUUUUUCAUAUGAAUACGACAUAUACAACAACACAAUAUAAAUGUUGUGCACUAGUAGGUCAUGCACAAAAAAAUUAUUUGCAUGUCACGUUGUGUAU
Molecule: messenger RNA, 2725 nt
Organism: Corythoichthys intestinalis (scribbled pipefish)
Lineage: Eukaryota; Metazoa; Chordata; Actinopteri; Syngnathiformes; Syngnathidae
Product: adenosine 5'-monophosphoramidase HINT3-like
Exons: 5
Coding region: 511-960 (149 amino acids)
Molecular function (GO): catalytic activity
Source: RefSeq, a predicted model, not a curated record